Messenger RNA from Owenia fusiformis, 1831 nucleotides. The record is from the annotation of a GenBank genome assembly. Lineage: Eukaryota; Metazoa; Annelida; Polychaeta; Sabellida; Oweniidae.
AUGGCGACAUCAAGUUCGGAGGAUUCCAGUUUAGCUCCGACCGAUUUCGAUCUUUCAGAGUCUACGGAUGACAAUUUAUGCGCUAUUAGUGUUGCAGUUGAACGAUGCCCUUUAUGUUUUACCACUAGGCGUCCGAUUUAUUGUCAUAUAUGCGUAGGAAACGGGGAUUUUACGCAUUCAAAGCUGCAAUCUAGUCAAAGGUAUUCAGACAAGCAGCAGUCAUGGUGUGUCAUGAAACAAGAGAGGCUCAAACUGUUAGAAAGGUUCAACAAAGAAAUUCAAGGUCACAACUUAAGGGAUCGGAAACAAACUGAAAUCAGGUGUCUUAGAGAAAAGUUGCAGUGUCUCAAAAGUGCAGUAGAUGAAAGGAAAAACAAACUGACUGAAGGAAAAGCCAGGUUGAAAGAACUAGAAGAGCAAAAUCAAAUCCGAAGUGCCAAAACAAGAAAAUACAAAGAAAAGAUUCAACGAAUUACUAAAUACAUGAGACAAACUGAAAAUCAUGUUGAAAAAUAUACAGAACGGUUCCAUGAAAUGCGUGAACAGAUAGGACUGUUAAGUUGCGCUCAUAUUAAUGAUCUAGUCACAUAUAUAUUCCCUAUUGAGGAAAUCCAACCUAAAGGUCAGGGAGAGCAAGACAGCAUGCAGAUGAGCACAGUGUCAGCCCUGGCUGAGGCUAGGAGGACAUCUUACAUCAAAGGUCGCUGGAUCUACCUUGAUAAUGGGGGAGAACUGCAGUACUCUAUAGUAGAACCAACCCUUCCUGGCAAUGGGGACUACUCACCUUAUACAAUAUGGUUGACAGCUAACAGAGAUAGUGUUCCAAGUGCUGAUGGUGAACUCGACCAGAGGAACCCACAUCACACUAUAGGAGCCGCCCUUGCCUUCACUGCACAGUUCACGCAGAUUCUGUCCUAUCUCUUGGAUGUUAACUUACCUAAGAAGGUGCAGUUUGGAGACUUCUGCAAGGAGUUGUCAGAGGGCCAGUUUGAAAGAUUGGUGUUUCAUCUAAACCAUAACAUACUACAGCUGUGUUUCUCUCAGAAUGUUGACUCUGAUGCUCUUCACUACAAACACACAGUUCACAAUCUGCUUACCCUGCUCAAGACUGCACAUCUUGGAAGAAAUGGAUAUUUCGAUGUCAAUCCUGAACUAAUGCAAUCUCUUGAAGAGAACGUCCAAUCAGAAUACAGCGAUGAUGAUCUUACAUCAGAUGAAGAUGAAACAGACUUUGGCAUAAAUGAGUGGGAGCCAGUCCCGACUAGUCUACCUGAGGCUGAGUUUGUCAUGUCUAGAACUCAGGAUAUGUUAGUAUCAGGAACUUCACCCCCUGCAGGAUCAUUACUAACCCAGAGCACAGCAGGGGGUCUUAUGGCAUCUGUAGCAUCUCUCUGGAGGGCUGCCACUCGCAGUGACAAGUAGAAUAAAAUAGACUGCUGACAAGUAACCAAUAACUCACCAAGUACAAUUGUACAUGUAAAUGUACUUUCAAAUGCGUUCAUAAAAAACAUCGGACUACUAUUCUGGAUCAUUUAAUUUUCAAUUGCCAAUCUCUCAUGAACAUUUCCACUAGAUUAUUAAAAAUAAAAUGACCUAGUUUUUUAAAGAUAGUUUUACUUGGGUAAAUGCUUUGCAAGACCUAGUUUUUUGCAGCCGUGUUGAGUGGAAAAUGGCUACUUUAGAUUGGACAAACAUUUUUUAAGUUUGUUGCCUUAUUUUGCAAAAUAUUAUCAACAUCUUUACAUGCCUCCACAGUAACUGGAACAAUUGAUUUACUGAUCUAUAAUGGAGUAAUGUACGUACAUUAUGUAUGACCACUAAAUUUCAUAAU